Molecule: messenger RNA, 3432 nt
Organism: Colius striatus (speckled mousebird)
Lineage: Eukaryota; Metazoa; Chordata; Aves; Coliiformes; Coliidae
Product: fas-binding factor 1 homolog
Exons: 20
Coding region: 1-2121 (706 amino acids)
Biological process (GO): cilium assembly; establishment of epithelial cell polarity
Cellular component (GO): ciliary transition fiber; centriole; ciliary basal body
Source: RefSeq, a predicted model, not a curated record
AUGAGGAUUGGUGUGAGUGGGAGCCGCUGCCUGCAGCGAAGGGCAGCCCUGCCCCAUCCAGCCGCCUCCACAGGAGCCCCACAGCAGGCAGCUGCCCUGCAGGACACAGCCAGUGCAGACAGCUCUGGGCAGCCGGUGCCCUGGCUCAGCACCACGAAAGGAGCCUCAACUCAGGCGUCGGAGGCUGAGAAGGAGGAUCCCUCCGGAGACACCAGCGCCCUGGCCUCUACAGCCUUAUUGCCAGGAGAGCAGGAGGUGCAGGGCCCUGUCCCACUUGCUCAGGUUCCCACACCCAGGACACGUCUCCAGGCUGCCCCACAGCUGCAGACAGAGUCCUCAGGCCUGGGCUUGCUGCAUGAGAGGAGGCCGGGGCAUGGCACUGCCCGGCUCUGUGAGGAUGCAUCAGGCUGCCGGGCAGCUCUGGUCAGCGCCCAGGCCCGUGUGGCAGAGCUGGAGAGCCAGGUCCAGAUGCUUGAGGUGGAGCGGACACAGCAGAGGCUGUUGCUGGAGAGUCUCCAGCAGCAGCACCAGAAGAACCUGGAUCUUCUCGAGAGCCCCUACAGGCGGCAAAUGAAGGUGUUGGAGGAGAGCCACGGGCAGCAGGAGGAGAGGCUGCGGCAGGAGCUGGAGCAGCUGAGGGCUCAGCUGCUGUCGCAGAGCCAGGAUGCGGAGCAGGCGCAGGCAGAGCUGCAGGCACAGCACCAGCAGCAGCUGGCAGCACUGGAGCAGCAGCACACGCUGGAGGUGAAGCGGCUGCAAGAGCUGCAGAGGACGUCCAUCCAGGAGCUGCGCCAGGACUACGACGAGCAGCUGCGGCGGCUGCAGCGGCUGAAGGAUCAGGAGGUGGAUGCGGUGACCAGCGCCACGUCACACACCAGGUCUCUGAACGGCGUCAUCGAGUGGAUGGAGAAGUUCUCCAGUGAUCUGCACGAGCUCUGGCACAAGGUGGAGGCCAAGCACCACAGCACCUCCCAGGAGCUGGCCACGUGGGCACAGCAGCUCAGGGUGCUCCAAGACAGGAUGUUGCAGCAGCAGAAGGACAUGGAGGAGGAACAGAGACGACACCAGGACGUGAUUGCUAAAGUGGAGGCCAGGCUGAGCGAGCAGUCUCAGCAGCUGGAGCAGGAGCGCUGCAGGGCGCUGACGGAGCAGUGCCAAGUGGGAUCUCUGCAGCGCUCGCUGGAGGAGCGGCAGCAAGUCCUGAGCCAGCAGCUCUCCAAGGAGCGAGCAGAGCUGGAGAGGGCCAAGAGCACUUUUCUGGCGGAGCAGCAGUUGGUGGUGCAGAAGUGCUCAGAGGAGUACCAGAAGCUGGCGACUGAGUGGGCUGAACUUCGUGCCCAGCAGCAGCAGAGCAGGGAGCUGGCAGAGCUGAAAGCCAAGGAGGAGCAGCUGGAGAAGGCCAGAGAGCUGCAGGAUAAGGCCUGGCAGAAGCUGAGGCUGGAGAAGGAGAGGGUGAAGGUGGCUGCGCAGCGCGUCCGGCAGCAGGAGGAGAAGGUGCAGAGCAGGGCCAAGCUCUCAUCCCAGAAGGACAAGAGGGGGCAGCGAGUGCUGCAGAAGGCUUGCAGGGGGGAGUGUGAGCACCCAAGGAGGCUGCAGGCCAUGCAGCAGCGCUUGAAGCAGCUGAGGCAGCAGGAACAGCACCUGCAGGAGGAGUGGCUGAGCACAGCUCUGAAGAGGAGACAGCUAGAAGAGCGAUGUGAGGAGCUGCCCAACAACCCCAUGAUGCUGCUGACUGCAGACCAGGACCUCGGUGCCCCUGUGAACAGCCUCUCCAGCACACUGUUUCCCCUGACGACAGCGGCACCACAGAGCUGGGGUCUUGUUGCAGAGCCUCCAGCUCCUGUCAGGGUGCUCCCUCAGCACAGCCCUGGGGCUGGCAGGGACACCCUGGCCACAGCCAGCGGCACCGAGCUCAUUGACGCCACGCUGCUGCUGCUGAAGUUCAGGGCCCAGCAGGACCAUGGUUUCUUAGAGAAUGAGGAGUUCUACCUGGAGAGUCUGACAAGAUCAUCCUAUCACACAUCAGCUCGGUCACGAGGAUGGUGGUCAGCACAUCUCACACCAGCAAAACUGCAGCCACGUCUCCACCAAUUGGUGACAAAGAAACCCAAGCUUUCUUAGGCAUUGUGGGCUUUUGGAGGCUGCACAUUCCCAACUGCUGUAAAUCCUCUCUGUCGAGUCACCUGGAAGAAAAACGAUGUCAAAUGGGGCUCUGAACAACGACAAGGCUUUCAACAAAUUAAACGAGAGGCUGCUCAGGUGGUGUCCCUUGGGCCAGUCUGAGCAGGACCAGAUGUGACAAACAUGCUCUGCACUGCAGCUGGAGAGAAUGGCCCUACCUGGAGCCUCUGGCUAGAAGCACGUGGGGAGGCUGGAGGCUGAGCCCUGGGGUUCUUGAGUCAGGGAUGCAGAGGAUCCGAGGCCCGGUGCACUCCCACCAAGAAGGGGAGGCUGGCAGCAGAUGAAGGAGUUUGAGCUGCCUCAGAAGGAAUUGGCAUGGAAGCAGGACUGUUCUCAGCACCCAACUGCCAGUGCUGGGCUGGGUGUCCAAAGGGAGGGUCUCCUCCACACAUCAGGCGACUGACGCCACAUGGAGUGAGGGGGUUGUGUUGAGCACUCAGUGAGCUCCUGUAGGAAACCCCAGUCACCCCAGCAUCCUGCACGUGAUCACCAACUGGGACUUGACCCUUUCUGACGUCCUGGGGAACCUGAGGCAGGAGCAUCCCAACAGAAUGCGGAGCAAGUGCUCAGUGGCAUCUCUCUGCAAAAGGAUCUCUUCUCUUGGGCUGGUGUGUGGGAGCUGCGUUGGGUGGGCUGUCUGAAUGCUGACAUGGUGCCUUUCUGGCAGGUUUCAGUGCGACUCACAUGCACUUGGAGGACACAGACGGUCUCGAGGGGCAGACAGUGAGUCGCCAGAACCGGCGCCAAAGGAAAAAAUCCCGGCAGUCCAAUAUCCUUGUGUGGGAAAUAGAGGUGCCCAAGGAUACAGUCACACAAUUGAUUGGCAAACAGGGCCAGUUUAUUAACAGCUUGAGGAGAGAGUCUGGGGCCACAAUUUCUCUCUCAGCGCUCCCUGAUGUUGAUGACUACGAAGUCUGUCAAAUCAAAGGCCUCUCCCAUCAAGUGAACAGAGCGCUGAGCCUGAUUGGCAGGAGGUUCCAGCACCUGUGUCUGGACAACAAACACUGUGCUCAUUUCUGCUGGGAAAAGGUUCUGUUCUAGAAGGAUGUAGGAAGGGGUACAGCAUGGGCAGCUGCCCCAGGCUGGCCAGCAGGUUUUGGAACCCAUCCUGACAUGGUGCCCAGCACAUGUGUGCAGUUGGGUCAGGUCCCAGCUAAUGAGCAACGACGUCACUCACCAUCCCCUUUGUACAUCCCCUCGUGCAUUGUUAGAACUGUUUCUCCUUCCCUUGUUCCUUCUUGUUGUUCCAUU